AUGUUUCUCUCUGCCUCUUCUUCUGUCUCUCUCUACCUCUUUCUCCGUCUCUCUCUCUCUCUCUCUCUGCUUCUUUCUCUGUCUCUCUCACUACUUCUUUCUCUCUCUUUCGGCCUCUUUCUUUCUCUUUCUAUCAGCUUCUCUCUCUCUCUCUUCCCCUCUCUAUCUCCCUCUUUCUUUUUCUAUCAACCUUUCUCUCUCUAUCUCUCUCUCUAUCAGCCUCUUUCUCGCUCUCUAUCUGCCUAUCUCUCUAUCAGCCUCUUUCUCUCUCUCUCUCUCUCUAUCCGCCUCUUUCUCGCUCUCUAUCUGCCUAUCUCUCUAUCAGCCUCUUUCUCUCUCUCUCUCUCUCUCUAUCCGCCUCUUUCUCGCUCUCUAUCGGCCUAUCUCUCUAUCAGCCUCUUUCUCGCUCUCUAUCUGCCUAUCUCUCUAUCAGCCUCUUUCUCGCUCUCUAUCGGCCUAUCUCUCUAUCAGCCUCUUUCUCUCUCUCUCUCUCUCUCUAUCCGCCUCUUUCUCGCUCUCUAUCUGCCUAUCUCUCUAUCAGCCUCUUUCUCGCUCUCUAUCUGCCUAUCUCUCUAUCAGCCUCUUUCUCGCUCUCUAUCUGCCUAUCUCUCUAUCAGCCUCUUUCUCGCUCUCUAUAAGCCUAUCUCUCCCAUCAGCCUCUUUCUCGCUCUCUGUCUGCCUAUCUCUCUAUCAGCCUCUUUCUCGCUCUCUGUCAGCCUAUCUCUCCCCAUCAGCCUCUUUCUCGCUCUCUAUCUGCCUAUCUCUCUAUCAGCCUCUUUCUCGCUCUCUAUCUGCCUAUCUCUCUAUCAGCCUCUUUCUCGCUCUCUGUCUGCCUAUCUCUCUAUCAGCCUCUUUCUCGCUCUCUGUCUGCCUAUCUCUCUAUCAGCCUCUUUCUCGCUCUCUAUCUGCCUAUCUCUCUAUCAGCCUCUUUCUCGCUCUCUGUCUGCCUAUCUCUCUAUCAGCCUCUUUCUCGCUCUCUGUCUGCCUAUCUCUCUAUCAGCCUCUUUCUCGCUCUCUGUCUGCCUAUCUCUCUCCCAGCCUCUUUCUCGCUCUCUGUCUGCCUAUCUCUCUAUCAGCCUCUUUCUCGCUCUCUGUCUGCCUAUCUCUCUAUCAGCCUCUUUCUCGCUCUCUAUCGGCCUAUCUCUCUAUCAGCCUCUUUCUCGUUCUCUAUCUGCCUAUCUCUCUAUCAGCCUCUUUCUCGCUCUCUAUCUGCCUAUCUCUCUAUCAGCCUCUUUCUCGUUCUCUAUCUGCCCAUCUCUCUAUCAGCCUCUUUCUCGUUCUCUAUCCGCCCAUCUCCUAUCAGCCUCUUUCUCGCUCUCUGUCUGCCUAUCUCUCUAUCAGUCUCUUUCUCGCUCUCUAUCUGCCUAUCUCUCUAUCGCCUCUUUCUCGCUCUCUAUCUGCCUAUCUCUCUAUCAGCCUCUUUCUCGCUCUCUAUCUGCCUAUCUCUCUAUCAGCCUCUUUCUCGCUCUCUAUCUGCCUAUCUCUCCAUCAGCCUCUUUCUCAUUCUCUAUCUGCCCAUCUCUCUAUCAGCCUCUUUCUCGUUCUCUAUCUGCCUAUCUCUCUAUCAGCCUCUUUCUCGCUCUCUAUCUGCCUAUCUCUCUAUCAGCCUCUUUCUCCUCUCUAUCUGCCUAUCUCCAUCAGCCUCUUUCUCGCUCUCUAUCUGCCUAUCUCUCUAUCAGCCUCUUUCUCGCUCUCUAUCUGCCUAUCUCUCUAUCAGCCUCUUUCUCGUUCUCUAUCUGCCUAUCUCUCUAUCAGCCUCUUUCUCGUUCUCUAUCUGCCUAUCUCUCUAUCAGCCUCUUUCUCGUUCUCUAUCUGCCUAUCUCUCUAUCAGCCUCUUUCUCGCUCUCUAUCUGCCUAUCUCUCUAUCAGCCUCUUUCUCGCUCUCUAUCGGCCUAUCUCUCUAAAUGUUUCCGUGCCUCUUUCUCUAUGUCCUUCUGUAUCUGA
Molecule: messenger RNA, 1944 nt
Organism: Acanthosepion pharaonis
Lineage: Eukaryota; Metazoa; Mollusca; Cephalopoda; Sepiida; Sepiidae
Source: the annotation of a GenBank genome assembly